Messenger RNA from Cyprinus carpio (common carp), 1051 nucleotides. RefSeq lists its product as uncharacterized. The record is from RefSeq and is a predicted model, not a curated record. Lineage: Eukaryota; Metazoa; Chordata; Actinopteri; Cypriniformes; Cyprinidae. The coding region runs from base 341 to 1051 and encodes 236 amino acids. The transcript is spliced from 7 exons.
GGUACACUUUUUAAAUGAUUAUAUCAACAUAAUACUACAUAAUUAACAUUGUCUGUUGUUCUCCCUGCAGAUCCUGUCAAACUCAUCACCUGUCCUAUAGCUACACCUGAUUUUUAAAACCCAACGGCACUUUUAAGAGCCAACCUCUAUCUCUUUAUUUUCUAUAUCUUACAUCCUCUCUGUUCUCAAUAUCUAUAUUUCUGUCCAUCUCUUCAAUCUUUAUCUAUCUCACAUCUAUUGAUCUUUAUUUUCUACCUGUCUGUCUUUGUCUACCUGUCUUACCCACCUUUGUCAGUCUGUCUGUCUGUCUGUCUGUCUGUCUGUAUCUGACUGCAUUGCAAUGGCCACCAAGCAUAAACUUGAUUCAAAGGAUCCCCACUACAAAGAGGGGAGACGCAUGGCUCUGGAGCUGAAACAUGAACACAUUUUAGCUGAAGCCAAGAGAGCAGCUGAUGAGAGAAAACGUGUACGAGACCCUCCACACACCUCUAAAAGGGACUCUGUAGGAUGUGGUAAGCCGAGGGGAAGGCGAGGAGGACGACGCCAUGCCUCCGCUACAGCCACAUAUCCCACGUUUGAGUGCUCCCUGUCAUCCAGUGUUGAGGUUCCUUUUACUGCAACCUCAACAAAACUAAAUCCUCAAGAGGAAUUUGCCAUUCCUCCAACCACAUGCAUCAUCAAAGGGGAAGAUGGAUAUUGCACCCAUGAGCAAGCUUGCAUUUUGCCAACUGUGAAGAUGCCAGACUGCUCCUGUGGAGGCACAAACUUCACUGUGUUACCAGGCAAACCAGUGAUUUUAAUUACCAUCAAUGGGCGUUUUGACUUGCAUCAGCCACUGUAUGAAUGUCAAACAUGCCAGCAGCAAUGGACCCCUGACUUUAAAGACCUCCUAAGAAGUGGAUAUUGGCCAGCCUCCGUCACCAAUUCCACACUUUAUACACUGGACCUCUUGAGCUCCCUUCAGGAACUCAAGAUCAUAGCUCCAGGAUUCUCCAGACAAGCCUUCGCAAAGCUGCUGGAGCAUCGCACUAAGUGUGGAGGAAGACUCUGA